Messenger RNA from Eublepharis macularius, 4625 nucleotides. RefSeq names its product SFT2 domain containing 2 (gene SFT2D2). The transcript has 9 exons. Lineage: Eukaryota; Metazoa; Chordata; Lepidosauria; Squamata; Eublepharidae. Gene Ontology annotation, cellular component: membrane. The record is from RefSeq and is a predicted model, not a curated record. Gene Ontology annotation, biological process: vesicle-mediated transport. The coding region runs from base 58 to 540 and encodes 160 amino acids.
AGAGCCGCGUCGCGGUAGGUGGAACCUGGAGCGCAACAAGUGGCCGGGCUGCGCGGAAUGGACAAGCUGAAGCGGGUUCUCAGCGGGCAGGACGCGGAAGAGCCGGGGCCCCUGGACGAGGUAGUUGAUGCAACUUCUCUGAGUUGGAGCACAAGAGUGAAAGGCUUCAUAGCUUGUUUUGCUAUAGGAGUUCUCUGCUCCAUUUUGGGUACUUGCCUGCUAUGGGUGCCCAGGAAAGGACCAAUAUUGUUUGCAGUAUUUUACACACUGGGAAAUAUCUCAUCCAUUGGAAGCACCAUCUUCCUUAUGGGACCUAUGAGGCAAUUGAAAAGAAUGUUUGAACCAACUCGUUUAAUAGCGACUAUAGUCAUGCUUUUGUGUCUCAUAUUAACUUUGUGUUCAGCUUUCUGGUGGCACAACAAGGGACUUGCUCUUAUCUUCUGUGUAUUGCAGUUUUUUGCCUUAGCAUGGUAUAGCAUUUCCUAUAUACCAUUUGCAAGGGAUGCUGUGAAGAAAUGUUUUGCCGUAUGCCUUUCCUAACAGGGAAGUGGGAAACUUCAUCUAUUUAUAAGGAAAUGUCACAGAGAGGAAGACCUGUACAACCAAUUUGCCUUCAAGUGACUGUAUCUGCCCUCCUAGAGCCAAGCUACUUCGCUUGCUAAUUUAAACCUGCAUACCACCGAACAAAGCAACUAUCUACUGCGCCGAAGGAUAAGGAAUUUUUUUGAUAAGCCCCAGGAUCAUUGCUUAACCAAACUUUGGUGUGCAUUUUGGCACAAAGCUGUUUUCUGAAUUAGACAGAGAAUCGUGUUGUAGUUCAUAAGUAAAUGAAGAUUUAAAUCACUGUUUCUUAUUUAGACAGUUUUUUUUCUUACAGGGGAUAGCUUUCAAACUAGAUUCUGGGACCUGAGAUAAAAAAUAUAGUGGAUUUGGGGACUUUUCCUUGUGAGUUUCUUGAGUCUUAUUUUCAGAAAUGCAGGUCUUACUUCCCCUGAUUGCUUUGCCUUCUACAGUUCUAUUUACUGCAAUAAUGUAAAGGAACCUUGUGGAACUAUGUUACUGUCUUCUAACCUAACAGAAUAUAUGGUUCCGUAUAACUUUGUUAAUAGUGAAUCAUUGUCAGAGCAGUAACAGAAAUGGCGACAAAGGAACUAUAAAUUGGAAUUGCAACCAAGUGCUCUUCAGUAUCUGCAACUAGCUUACUAAAGUUCGUUAUUAAGUUCUUAAAAUUGCUGCCUGUAUUGGAAUUGUUUACCAGUUCUGCUGGUGCUGUUCCAAUUCUCCCCUCCCCCCACCUUCCACAUUCUGUAUUAGAAUGCUCCAUUCCUCUUUGAAAUUAGUAAAUAUGAUUACUUUCAAGCUGUAUGAAAACCACAGUCCAAGCGUAGUAGACUGGUUACAGGCUGAAAGUAAAACUGGCUUUAUUUUCAGAAAAGCCUCUCAGUGUAUCCAACUUUAAUAUUUGCCUUCCAUUUCCAUUGACUGCAUAGCCAUUAAUUGCUGUGAGUUGGAGGGUAGGGUUUUUUUACAUUUUAUUUUAAUAGGACAAUGUCCUACAGUUAUUGGAGUAGGCAUCCAGGAACUGGAAAUUUCUGUCACAUUCCUUUACUCUAUUUUGGAUGCUGUUUCAUUAAUUUAGUCUUGGUGUAACAAGGAAUGAAGAGUUUGCAAAGGGGUACUGUGGUUUCUAGAGAGUAUUUGUUAUUGGUCUGACUUUUGCUAUUCUAAUACUUUUUGAUGCUUAUGUUUUGGAAUUGUCUUUAUAUCUUGAGAAACAAUAUAACAUGUAAUGUUUAUUUCCAAAAGAUAAGAACUGUUAAACAAAUCUAUUACUGUAGGUUCCCUUCUUCAGAAACUCAUGGGGCUGAUCGUUUCUGGGAGCUUUAUCCAUCAUUUGGAAAAAUCUGUGCAUCCAAACACAGAAUUUUUCCUGCACUGCUCAGGAGUAGAAGACCUAAGCCUAGUUUUAUACAUACUGGAUAUAACUUUUCUAUGUGCAUGGUUAGCUAAUUUUUGCUUCUCUUAAUACAUUAUUAGCUAUUUAUAGCUAGGGGAUUUAGAAGUUUUCCAGGCAAGCUAAUUAUGUGAAGUUUAUGAACUGUAAAUAUUCAAAAAGUAUUUUAAGAACAGAGUUCUCUGUUGUAGCUUUGAUUUCAAUAAGCUAUAGAAAUUACAGUUUGUGAAAAUCUGUAGUUCUCCCUCCAUUUACCUUAAGAAAUUGGAAGAUUGUAGCCUUGUUCAUGCAUGCAUUGCAUGUAAAUGAAAAAAAAAACACAGAAAAAUACUUAAGGAUACAGUAGCUCUGUUAAAAGAUUGAUAGCAUGUUUACCACAUGCUUCUGUCUUCAGAAUGAUUACUACUUAAUUAUACAUAGAUGCAUUUGAUAAUUGAGAAUAUAGGCUUUAUCCUACUGACUGGCUAACAGAGGAAAGUGCCUCCAUUAUCUGAGCCAAAUGGUGGGCUAGAACCCACUGUAUGUAUAUAGUUGGCAUAUCUCCAGUGCCCAUACGUAAAGUACCCCUCUGUGUCCUUAACACAAGAUAUUCUAGUACUUUAAAUAUAAUGACUGAUCAAGAUCUAAAGAAUGGAAAAGGAAAUAAAGUAGGAUGUCAAGUAAUCACUAUAGUACUCCAGAUGCCCAAAAGGGCUAUUGGACCAUUAAAUGCAGUACAAAAAGCAGAAUUUCUUUUGGCAGUUUCCGCAUAGUUGCCAUGCUGAAUGAUGAAGCAUAUUGCAGAAGUAUUUUUAAGAGGUGAAUAAUUUCUGUGUAGUUGGUAAGGAUAAUAAAUUAUGCUGUAAAAUUUGUAGAUUAUGUGAACUAAUUGUGGUGAAAGGUUUAAGUAAAAAUGUCUUUUUUAAAAAGAAGAAAGCGCCUAAAUCCCUUCACGUUUCUAAAGGAAUAGUUCUAAUAACUUUGCCAGCUUGCCUUUUAGUCUGAAAUGUAGUUAUUUCUUCAAAUAUCAGAAAGUGAUUUGGGAAAAAAGAGUUGUUCAUAGUGUGCACAAACCUUAUUUGGCUGGAAGUGACAGUAGACCAAAACAAAGUGGGAUAUGCAUGGGAAGCAGUGCCCCUCUCCACUCACUUUGAGUUCUCAUAGUUCUUCUAUCUGUCUCCACAUGCAUUUCUUAAUAGCAUGGUCAAAUGGGAACAAACUUUAAAAAAGAAGCAAGCCAUCAAGUGCUAUCCUAGAGCUUAGAAAACUUUCAAAGAACUCUGCAGAUUUUUCAGGCUUUCCUAUCUGUAGCCAUAUGUUCAUUCUAGGGGAAGAAUUAGUAGUUUCACUAGUUCAGCUGUCAUGUUUUGGAUCAUUUGUGUAGUUUGUUUACAGAAUUCAAUGCACCUGGAUCAGUAGUUUAACUUUUGUACAUUUAGCACAUAGACACACAAAGCUCACAUUGCUGCCUUUUUCUUAAUCAAUUACACUCUUAAAUAUUGCAGUAAGUAAUGAGAUGCACUUCAAUGUUUACACUAAUGUUUUUAGCAGUAACUUUUCUAUCUAAAAUCUGUCCUCCAUUUGAGUAAUUUUAUAAAUAUAGUCUUGCUAAAUUUUCUACUUUGGGUUUUUUUCCCACUAGUUGAAAUUUUCAAAUGAUUUUUGAAUUGCAGUUUUGUUAGUUAUUUUCUAUAAAAGCAUCUUUAAAUUGUGACACUGUGUGUCCUGUUCCUCCCUUCCCCCACUUCCUGGAAAGCAUGGAAUUGUUCUAAAUGUGCAUUAAAAGAGCAGGACACAGCUCUUGAUAGUGUUGCCUGGCCCAAGCUCCGGCACCCUUAAAAUUAUCCCUGUACUUUAAGUUUCUGUGUGCAUUGCUUGUCAGUCAGCCUUAGUGUUUAAGAUAAGACAUUAACUUCCUGCAACAGAUGAGUUCACCUGUACUAAUCUUCCUUGUCCCAAGUGUAUUAUAUUGCUGGUUUCUUAAAUUCAUUAAUCUUGGUAACUUCAUGCUGUGCUUGAUUAUAAUACUGCUUAAACUCAAUCUUUGCUGUAACUGUAAAUAUGUUGAUGUCACAGCCAGUAAAUAUAAGAGGCCUCUUUGAAGGUUCAGCUAUGCUUAAAAGGACUUAAAUUUAUUUUUGCAAAAGCCUCUGAAAUUGUUUGAUCAAGGAAGAAAAUGAUGACAGGGAAACUUUUAUUCCCCCCAGCUCUCGCCCCCCACUAUUUGCUUGUUGCAAAAAGUCACCUUUGUGCUGUUUUAACCCUGCCCCUCUCCAGGAAGAAACAGAUACCGGAAUGUUUCCCUUGCAGGAGUAAAAGCCUGAGGGAAGAAAGAGUUAAAGCCCCCAUGCUGCCCCCCCCUCCUUGAUCAAACAAUCCUUGAGGCUAGUAGUUGCAGAAGGAAAGAAUAGAGUGGGGGGUGGAACAGUCCUCGAGCCCCAGUUAACCUUUUUUUGGAAAACAGAAAGUGCCUAACUCACACAGCAUAACUUUUAAAAGAAUUUUAAAAAUAAGGUUGUGGCUUUUUUCAUCUUGAAUGGAUGAUUUUGUACACAUUUUCUAUUGUACCUAUUUUGUAUUUUGUUUUGCAUUGUCUGCUUUAAAAAAAACUCUUUGCUACAAUAUCCCUUCUGUAAUAAAGGUGUGUUUCACAAGAAGUGUAUAAUUUUCAAUAAAGUUGACACUGAAGUAA